CAAGCUUACACUUGGCCGACAGUCUGCAUCCACGACGCGAUCGGGGCACACAUGUCCUGCGACAAGAGCAGCAGGCUGACUUUUGGACAGACAUGUGGUGUUGUAGACACGGAUGAGCAGGGGGACCCAGUCAUCGCGACAGCGACCAUGAAUGGCCACGUCAGAUUGGACAGUUAUGGCGGUCCCAAUGGCACCGGGGUCGCCCCAAACGCGCUCGCCACACCGGUGCGUCCGGAUGGGCACAACGGCAGUUCUUUCCCUGGUGCAGUUAGAACAGCCUACACUCCUGGUGCGAUGGGUGGGCCUGGCAGGGCAUACCAGAUGCCAAUGUCAGGCGCGUCAGUUGCCCCAACUGCACCAUGGCUCAAUUCGCCAGCCGGGGUCGCCCCGUCGUCCUACUUGAACGGCAGCUCGGCGUUUCAGGCGCCAAUGCAUCACGCAAGAGCGGAGAGUAUUGCCAGCGAUGUUCAGCAGACACAGCCUUCAAGCCCAUCCAUGGCCGUGGUCAACAAUCAGCAGCAUUCCCAGGCUCGUCGAGGAUCUAGUCACGCGCAUGGCGCAGCUCGCGUCAACGGAAUCGAGGCACAUUCGGCUAGUGUUCCCAACGGCAACACAACGUUGGGGCGAUUCUUAGAUGCAACUGAACAGAGGCGCCUAUUUCAAAGCGCAGUUAUGACUGCAGCUUCAAGACCAGGGAGCACGCCAAUACAGGUGCUAAUGCAAGAAGGCUAUCUGUGCGCGGAUAUCAAGUACCUUCCCGAUCCGAGCCUUGGGGGACUUCCGGACGGGAAUGCGAUCGUUUCUUUCGCCCAUGCUGCAGCUCUUCAGCUGCCUCAAGCUGCAUUCAUCCCGCCAUUCGCGCCCUAUGGUGCAGACAUGGGACAGAAUGUGUUGUUGGGACGGGCGAUAUCCAACGCUGGGGAACGUCCAUCCACUGCGACCAAUGUCGGCUCACCACAAGGGAGCUCUGUCGGCGCAGAGCACUCUCCGUACAAUCAUGUCGCGGUUGCCCCGCAAAAUACGACUCCACGCAUGUCGGGCCUUUCGCACUUCGCCGCUUCGCCUGGCCAUGCUGGUUCCGUCAUGAACAAAGGGUCGUCCCCGAGCGGACCAUCUUUUUACCACACAGGGCCAAAGGAGGAGCCACUUGCCAACGGAUCUGGGUCUCUCGGUCUUGGUGCACGUCGUAGUGCAUCAGUAUCAUCCUACGGCGGCACCGGCCCGCACCCCCCACAUCGGCUGCUUCCAAGCGCUACGAGCAUGCAUGGGCCUUUUCAGCCAGGUUUGAUGCGAUCUGGUCCUAUUGAUGACCCCGACAUCCCUCCUUUGCUUGGAGGGCCGCUUCCAGAGCGGAGUGCAGCAGGCACGCUCUUGACGCGGUACAACACUCGCGUCAUCCCUCUGCCAACGGACGGAACUGAUGCAGAGUCCCACGCGUCGCACUACGCGCCUCUCACAGAGACAGACGAACAAGUGUUGCUACAGAUCAUGCGAAAAGAUAUCGAAUACCAAGAUAUCUUUGAGGCGCAUCAAACCAAGACCACUGCGAAGCUACAUCAGUAUGCGCAAGCCAUGCGGCCAGCCAAACGUGUCAAGCUCGUUCACUCACAGACAGGUCUGCAUUGGUGGGAGCGCUCCAGCGACGAAGACCUGUCCAGCAUUGGGAAAGACCACGAAUCAUUCCGACUCAUCUUCCCCACUGAUCGAAGACGUAGCACAGAAAACUCGAGCUUGCGAGGAGCCAGAAUCGAGCUCGACAUGAGCAAGGCCGCUCGUCGAAGAGUCGCUCAGCAAUACGAAGACGUGGUCCCGAUUCGAUUGGAGAUUGACGUCGAGCCCUUGCGGCUGCGGGAUACGUUUUUGUGGAACGCCGCAGACGACCAUGUGUCUGCUGAGACAUUUGCAGCUGUCCUCUGUGACGAUCUAGGGCUGCCUGCCUUUGUGUUCGCAGCACCAAUUCGAGAAUCAGUCCAGUCGCAGAUCCAGGAACACUCACAGAUGCAAGCGCUCCGUCCCAAAGCGUCUUUGCCAGACGCAGCCAAGCUUGCAGGGGCUGGGGUUUUAGGAUGUGCGGAUCGAAAGUGGUGGGAAGAGAUGCGGGACAAGAUAAUUUCAGGACAGCAAGACGCCGGCUACUCGCGCAGAAGGAUGGAGGACCAUGAUGGCUGGCAAACGGACCUGAGGAUACCGAUCAAACUCGACAUCACUGUCGGGGGGAUGCAACUUGUCGACCAAUUCGAAUGGGACAUUUCGGACGAGGAAAACUCGCCGGAAUUAUUCGCAGACACGUUUGCGGCAGAUCUUGGUCUGGCAGGCGAGUUCAAGACUGCGAUAGCCCACUCAAUCCGGGAGCAAGUUGAGACCCACAUUCGAUCACUCACCUUGGUCGGAUAUGCGUUUGACGGCAGUGCUGUUGUGGAUGAUGAGCUGCGGACAGCAUUCCUGCCUGCUUUGAUCAGUCCGGCUCGAUCGGAAGUCGAAGCGGACAACCACACCCCUCGUCUUUCACAGCUCACUGAGGCCGAAAUCGAUCGGAUUGAUCGCGAGCGAGAACGAGAGGCGCGGCGCAAACGCAGGCAGACACGAGGCAGACGAGGAGUUACAUUGCCCGACCGAGAACCCCUCAAAACUCAGCGAACGCCUGCCGUCUACGGCUUGCAAAACGUUUCUGCGAGUGAAAGCCUGGCAUUCAGCAUGGCCUUCAACAAUACUUCUGCUCCUGUCGUGGCAGCCCCUGCUCGCCGAGCAGCAGCUAUCGCAGCUGCUGCAAGCAUAGGACCAGCCUGGCAAGAUAUGAACGGAACUCCACCACCCGUACCAGAGCUACCUGCUCUGGACGAAAAGCGCCUCCGCGUUGAGAAUUACAGGAUGUACUUCAAAUACCCGGGUGGAUUGGGUAGGCGCAAGGGUGAAGGCGGUAGCAAGACGUCAGACGCCAGAGAUACAUUGAAGGAGGCCAAGCUUUCCGGACCAUCCGCCUCAGGCCGAUUGGCGGGUAGCGAGAAUGGGACUUCGAGUCGUGGAGCAUCCACGCGAGUCUCCCAGCCUCUGGUGCCAGGACAGCACCCCAAUUGGCACGAUGGAGUGUGGCAUUGCUCAAAUUGUGGCAUACCCGAAGGUUUGGCUCCAUCACGAAGGAAAGGACCGAUCGGGGACAAGUCUUUAUGUGGUCCGUGCGGCAAGUCUUGGCACAAGCACCGACGCGUUCCUGCUGCAGACUACACGCGCGAUUUUUCGGUCCAUCAAGCCCGACUCUCGAAGUCGUCAUCUGAGCCGUCAUCCGUGCUUCAGGGUACCAAUGGCACACUCUCGGUCUCCGCGCCCGGGCCCACGCGCAGCAACGUAACAUCUGCCGGUGACAGCCCUGUCCAAAUUCCUCCGGUGGAAGACGGAGCAGGUGCUGACGAAAGUAUUGCACAGCUGGAGGACGACCCGAAAGAACCACUCUUCCUGGCAGCAAACAGCUCAUCCGGACCAGAUGCGCUCGGCGCACCACUCCUUAACACCUGCGACGACGACGAAGACGCAUUCGCCGACGGUAAGGCUGUUGAACGAGUCAGCGCGGUCGUUUCCGAAGCCAAGCCCGCAACUCGGCCAGGCUCUCCAGAUCUUCCUUUGCAAGACUUUGGGGCGUUUUCGGAUUCAGACUCUGAUUCGGAUUCGAGUGACUCGAUGGCGGCACCGCGGAAGAAGCCGGGUAUAGCUCAUGCCAAUGACCCAUGCCUGGGCCAAAGUGCUGCGCCAGCGACAAGUGCAACCGCAGCAGCGCCAACGGCCACGAUCGCCACAGCGCCGGUACGUGCAGCCUCGCCCGAGAAAGUCCCGGCUGCGAUCCAAGAUGCUCAACCUCCACCGCCAGCAUGGCUCGAAAAAUCUGCCGAAAAAUUGCGAGGCAAGUAUCCUCACGACCGCUUCGAGAUCUACUUGCGUCCGAAACAGGCAGGCGGUGUGGGCCCAUCAGUGACGCCGGAGUGGCGUAUGCGUUGUUUGGAUUGCCCUGGCAAGUUGUACACGCCAGGACCAGGUGAAUCGCUGAACAACUUUGAGAUCCAUCUCAAGAAUCGGGCACAUCGGGCAGCAGUCGCCAAGCGCAGGGAGACGCAGCAGCAGGAGUACUAAGGUGUACAUGCAAGGACAGCAGCAGCCGUGUCACUGUAACCUACUGCUGCAACAAACACAUAGACGAG
This is a messenger RNA of Tilletiaria anomala UBC 951, 4187 nucleotides long. RefSeq names its product SNF5-domain-containing protein. The coding region runs from base 52 to 4119 and encodes 1355 amino acids. The transcript is spliced from 3 exons. The record is from RefSeq and is a predicted model, not a curated record. Gene Ontology annotation, biological process: chromatin remodeling; regulation of transcription by RNA polymerase II. Gene Ontology annotation, molecular function: transcription coregulator activity. Gene Ontology annotation, cellular component: nuclear chromosome; nucleus. NCBI's taxonomy places the organism in Eukaryota, Fungi, Basidiomycota, Exobasidiomycetes, Georgefischeriales, Tilletiariaceae.